This is a messenger RNA of Macrosiphum euphorbiae (potato aphid), 792 nucleotides long. The record is from the annotation of a GenBank genome assembly. Lineage: Eukaryota; Metazoa; Arthropoda; Insecta; Hemiptera; Aphididae.
AUGGUUUAUGCGCUGACUUCCCGAAUGACUCAAGCUACAUACGAGUCAUUCUUGAGGAUUGUUCGUGAGGUUUUGCCAUUGAAUUAUGCCCAGUUAACAAACAUAUCUGAUUAUGAAAGGGGGUUAAUAAAUGCAGUAGAAUCAACCUUUCCUGAAAGCAGAUUUCAGGGUUGUUGGUUCCAUUACUGUCAAGCUAUUGUAAGGUAUUGUAGAAGAAGUCUAAAUAGUAUUUACCAUUUAUUCCAAUCGAACCCUGAGGCAGCUACAAUAUUGCGCAUGAUCUUAGCUUUACCACAUUUACCUGCUCAAGUACAUCCCAAUUGUACAUUUACAAUACAUGAUGGAUUUUGGGUAAUUGUUGAAUUUGCCAAUCAAUAUCCGAAUAUUUAUCAACAGAUGGAAGUAUUUCUGAAUGGUUAUAUUCAGGAAUUUUGGCUGACACAAAUUGGCGCUGCCUCUAUAAGCGUCUAUGGUUCAGAUAUACGCACCAACAAUUACCUAGAGUCAUUUCACGCUAUGUUACUCAAUCAAAUGGGAAAACAUCCAAAUAUUUGGGAUUUUUUGCAAAAAUUGUUGUUGAUUGAAAAUCAAUUUUACGUUGAGAUGGACCAAGUUCGAAGAAAUCUAACAGUAAGAAAUCAUACAUCUAGAGUACAACGGUCAGAUGCUACUCAGAGGGUUAGAGAGUAUAUUGAUACUCUCAAUGACGAUGGGAAUCUCUUAAUGUUUCUCCAAAGAGCAGGCCAUAUGAUGGAUGGGUAUCUGCAUGGACAAAUUGGCCCACAGCCAUGA